AUGCUGUUGAGACGGUUCGGUCUAUUAGGGCUCUCAAUCCUUGCUUCGGUCCGGGCGGAAAGUUCUACCACGGAAACUACUACUGCUUCGGCGUCAAAAUCAAGCUCCGCAUCAUCAGCAUCCGAUUCUGGUUCGGCCACAAGUUCAUCCACAAGCUCAUCGAGCUCUGCUGCUGCGACGCAUGUCGUAUCGGUCGGCGCAGAUGGCCUCAAUUACACUCCCAGAUCAUUGACCGCGAAUGUUGGGGAUAUCAUUGAAUUUCGCUUCUAUCCUCUUAACCAUUCAGUGGCAAGAGCAGAGUACAAACAGGCAUGCAUACCUUACGAAGAUACCGGCGCAGGGAAGGUCGGAUUUUGGAGUGGUUUCGAACCUAUUUCUAUUGUCUCGAACAAUCCACCGAUAUAUAAUUUACUCAUUAAUGAUACAGAGCCCAUAUUUUUCUACUGCUCAGCUCCGGGGGCUUGUCAGAAUGGCAUGAUCGGAGUCAUUAAUCCAAAUGCUACGCAAACAUUCGAUGUUCAAUUCGCGUACGCCGAGAACUCAACCAUGGAGUUCUCUCCUAAUGAAUAUUUCCCUUUAGAGACCUCAAAGCCAAUUGCCGGAACUGACUCUCAAAAACCAUUCCCACCUGGCGCAAUCGCCGGUAUCGUUAUUGGCGCAGUCGCAGUAAUAGCUUUAGCUGGAGCCUUAUUUUACAUGUGCGGCCGUCACAGAACCAUGAAGAAAGUUCUCCACAAUGGCUCGACCGGGCCUCAAACAAACGAUGCUUUUGACAAUAACCAUAAUUCUUACAUGUCACAAGGUGGCAAGUCAGUUUCCGAAGUCAAUUAUCGCAGCAUGUCGAAAUUCUCAUCUGGUCUCUCGGGUUUGGACACUGCGUCCGGACGCUUCUCGCCUCACUACGGCGCUUAUAUGGAUCCCGAUGCAAAUAGUUUUAGAAGUCGAAGUCCACCGAUGGAUGAAGUGGGUAUGCAGACGGUUAGAAAUGGUCAAUAUCAGAGUGUGUCGGUCGGAAGUCCACUCGGGAGCCCGGGCUUCCCUAAUCCCGCGUAUAACCACGAGUCACAUUCGUCCGCUCAACAAUAUGGUGGGUCUACAUUGAGCGAGAUGGAUGAUCGCAGUGCGCAAGAUGCUUUGAGAAUGCAAGGAAAAGAAAUGCAAAAUCAAGGAAAAGGCCCGAUAGAGCUACCCGUCCCAAGCAGAAGCCCGAGUAUGAUCGCGGGCGCACCUUCUCCCGAGAGAGAAAGACCCUUUUCAUAUACAGAUAGCGAGAGUGGAUAUGCGGGAAUGAUGAGAAGCAAUGUGGAGAUAACACGAUGA
Molecule: messenger RNA, 1320 nt
Organism: Sclerotinia sclerotiorum 1980 UF-70
Lineage: Eukaryota; Fungi; Ascomycota; Leotiomycetes; Helotiales; Sclerotiniaceae
Exons: 6
Coding region: 1-1320 (439 amino acids)
Source: RefSeq, a predicted model, not a curated record